Molecule: messenger RNA, 1400 nt
Organism: Ilyonectria robusta
Lineage: Eukaryota; Fungi; Ascomycota; Sordariomycetes; Hypocreales; Nectriaceae
Exons: 3
Coding region: 1-957 (318 amino acids)
Cellular component (GO): mitochondrion
Source: RefSeq, a predicted model, not a curated record
AUGGAUAAAACUUUGUUGGCCUCUUAUCGCAGUUCUAGGAGGGCCAUCCGACAAUUAUGUCCCUCUCCAAAAUACGUCCCGGCCAGAAUUGGCGCGCGGCGGACAAACUCAACAACCGCCAGCACGCUGAUAUAUCCCGAAGCGCCAACCAAGGAACACUCAAACCUGGCCACUUUCCUCGCCUAUGUGGAGCGCACUGGGCUGAACAAGAAGUCAACUGUGUAUAGGGGCACCCACUAUGAGUACACAGUCGCUGAGGCGCUUUCGCCGUACGGCUUCGUCCUCAAGCGCGUUGGGGGCGCAUCGGACCGCGGGCUGGACCUGCUGGGCACGUGGAAGCCGCCGUCGACGAGGCACGUUAUGAAGGUCUUUUUGCAAUGCAAGGCCGGCGCGCGCAGCCCGAGCCCGAUGUUCGUGCGAGAGCUCAAGGGAGCGCGCGCGGAGGCGCCGCCGGGGUGGCGUAGCGACACUGACGUUCUGGGGCUGCUGGUGGGCGAGAAGCCGGCGACGCGGGGCGUACAGGAGGAACUCCGCGCGUCAGUACCUCUGGGAUACGUGUGCUGCUCCAAGGACGGCGAGUUGAAGCAGCUAUUGUGGAACCAGGCAGCGCAGGAGAUGGGGCUUGAGGGCGUGACGGUCGCGGUCAACAACGGCGAGAACGACAACGACGGCCUCAUGGAUGCACCGCCCAGUGCAACAAUAACAGGCCUUCUUCAAUUACCUCCUCCUCGCUACAAGCCCUCGGCAUCCACUUCCCUAGCGUCGCAACAGCCAUAUGGCAGCCAUCUUUGGUUCUGGCAACAUCCAGGUCCGAAUUACACGCCUUUUACGAAAAACAAUCGGCCUUACCGCCAGACGGCGAAUCUCGAUGAGAGCCGCUCCCCACGCUUUCUCUUCAAGAUGGCGGCGGGCGGUUCCUUAGUCAUCACACGCGCGCGGGCUAUGUCCCCAGCUUAAUCGUUCCUUGGGCCAGCCAGAAGCCGCCGUAUACGAAAUCAGUCUUAGUGCUCGCGCUGGGGGGGGCCACGAUCCAGAUCCCAUCACCUCCACUUGAUGCAAAGCGGUAAUGGGCAGUUGUCACUGCAUAUCUUGCGUGAGACGGUUAACCCGAGCUUAGAAAUCGGCAUCCUUCUGCUCCAUAACCGAGUUUUGUUGAGGGAACCAUUGAUCAUCAUGCUGUGGACGCCAAGUAAGCCAAGGCGCUGAUAGAAAUGGUUAUAAGAGGAGGGACGUCGGCGAGAAAUGAAAGUCAAAUAAAAUCAACAACAGCAUCAAUCGAACCAUUCAAUCAAUAUAUCAACCACCAAGUCCCUUCACUCCCAUCCAUCCAUCCACUACAUCCAUCCUUCACAUCACAAAAAGCAUUCACCCACUCUCUCCAUCAUGUCUGAUAUCAAGCC